Messenger RNA from Acaulospora morrowiae, 519 nucleotides. NCBI's taxonomy places the organism in Eukaryota, Fungi, Glomeromycota, Glomeromycetes, Diversisporales, Acaulosporaceae. The record is from the annotation of a GenBank genome assembly.
AUGGCCAUUGCCCAAGAACAUCCUGCAUCCCAUUGGGUCGAAAGUCGCGAAGGUCAAAUUCCGGAGGGUGCGUGGUAUGUCGGUGAAAACGCUGGUGGUCGUGGAUGGUACGAUGAGGGUUUGCACGUGGGCUACGUCGUGCCUGGGAGGGGAUUGAUGAUUGGUUAUGGUGGUAACGAAGUUAAUUUGAGGCAAUAUGAGGUUCUUAGAGGUGAUCCGGCUCAAUAUCGUUGGAUUGGAUGGUGGGUAUUCGUUGGUAUUCGUUGUUUUCGCAUUGAUCAUGUGUCCGUUGAUAACAUUUUUGCACAAAUACCCACCGAUCUAGUCAAGGUCCUUGCAAUCCACGAUAUUUCGUUCCCUUAUAUGGAUGGUCGCGAGUUAUACAUUGCCAAGGGAUGGUACAACGGCCGUGAGGUCACCGGAAAAGCCGGUCCUCACUUGGAAGAAGGAAUGUCCUUCGGAAUUGACGGUCAAGAGAAUUCACUCCAAGAUUAUCAAGUAUUGGCACUAUUGGGAUGA